Molecule: messenger RNA, 5461 nt
Organism: Pseudophryne corroboree (corroboree frog)
Lineage: Eukaryota; Metazoa; Chordata; Amphibia; Anura; Myobatrachidae
Gene: MRC2
Product: mannose receptor C type 2
Exons: 30
Coding region: 54-4451 (1465 amino acids)
Molecular function (GO): signaling receptor activity
Source: RefSeq, a predicted model, not a curated record
UCCUUUCUCUCUCCCUUGCAUCCUUUGCAGGAGAACUGGAGAUUAGUAUUAGAAUGUAUUGCUGCAACAGGCUUCUGGCUGUCUCCCAGUGGAUCACCCUUUUAAAAUGCACCCUCCUUGUAUCUGUCACACAUCUGCACCUUGGCAGUUCCAACACAGACCCAGUCUCUUUUUUGGUGUACAGUCCUGAUGUUGAAGGAUGCUUGGAGGCAGAGGAUUCCGUUGUUCGCUUGAACCAUCAAUGUAACUCCAGCUCGCCAGCACAGCAAUGGCUUUGGGUCUCCCGUCGGCGGCUCUUCAACCUGGGUACUCUUCGCUGCCUGUUGGUCCCAUCUGCUACCAACAGCACAUCCACUGCUAUCUCCACCUACCAAUGUGAUGAAAACUUUUACUUUAUCCGUCGAUGUGAAUCCUUGCUGGAGCAGCUCACAGCUUCACUGCUACCACGGACUUCCAAUGCCACUGGCUUACAGCAGCCGCCAGCAAAAACAGCUAGCCAUUGGUUGAUUUUUGGAACUAAUGAAAGCAUCUGCUCUGCUGUGUUUCAAGAUAUUUACACUAUUCAAGGGAAUUCCAAUGGACGGCCCUGUGCCAUCCCUUUUAAGUACGACAACCAAUGGUUCUACAGCUGUACAAGCACAGGACGAGAAGACGGCCAUCUUUGGUGUGCAACUACUGUUGAUUAUGGCAAAGAUGAAAAGUGGGGUUUCUGCCCAGUAAAAAGUGCUGACUGUGAGGCAUUCUGGGACAAGGAUCCACUAACCCACAGCUGCUACCAGUUUAAUUUCCAGUCAGCACUGUCAUGGGGAGAGUCUUGGACCAGUUGUUUGCAACAGGACGCCAAUCUCCUCAGCAUCAAUGAGAUACACGAACAGACAUAUAUCAAUGGGCUGCUGACUGGUUACAGUUCCACUUUAUGGAUAGGACUAAAUGACCUUAAUGUUAAUGGAGGCUGGCAGUGGUCUGAUGGAGCUCCACUGAAGUAUUUGAACUGGGAGACUGAUCAGCCAAGCAAUUCAGAAGAAGAAAACUGUGCAGUAAUUCGCACUGAGUCCUCUGGUGCCUGGCAGAACCGUAACUGCUAUAAUGCACUUCCCUACGUAUGUAAGAAAAGCUCCAAGAGGAGUCUUCCGCCUGUGGAACCCAUUGAGCCAGAUGUCGUUGUUAAGUGUGAUCCUGGCUGGCAAAGUUAUGGCACUAACUGUUACCGCCUGAAUAGCGAGAACAAGAGCUGGCAAGACGCUAGAAAGAUGUGUGUGCGUAGUGAUGGGAACCUUGCCAGCAUUCACAGUCUGUUAGAACUGGAAUUUGUCACCAAGCAGAUUAAACAAGAUGUGGAAGAGCUAUGGAUUGGACUUAACGACAUCAAGCACCAGAUGCAUUUUGAGUGGUCGGAUGGGAGUGCAGUCACCUUUACGUUGUGGCAUCCUUUUGAACCUAACAACUUCCGGGACAGCAUGGAGGACUGCGUGACUAUCUGGGGUCCGGAGGGGAAAUGGAAUGACAGUCCAUGUAACCAGACACUGCCGUCAAUCUGCAAGAAGCCUGGACUUGUCACCCAGGGGAGCGUUGAAGACAAUCACGGAUGCCAAAAGGGUUGGAGCUGGCAUAGUCCGUCAUGUUACUGGCUGGGCGAUGAGCAGGUAACAUACAGUGAGGCCAUUGCAUCAUGCUCUGCCCGGUCCUCUAGACUGGUCACUGUCCUGAACAGGUUUGAGCAAGCUUUUGUCAACAGUCUUCUGUAUGGGUCAGACAGGAACUAUUAUUGGACAGCACUGCAUGAUAUGAAUAGCACUGGAAUGUUCCGCUGGUAUAGUGGGGAGGAAGUGACUUAUACCCACUGGAACAGAGAUGAGCCUGGUUACGAUAAAGGGGGAUGUGUAGUGUUGGCUACAGGGCGUUCACUUGGGUUGUGGGAGGUAAAGGACUGCGCUUCGUUCAGAGCAAAGUACAUUUGUAUGCAGAGUCUGUCCCCGAUGAUCCCUCUGUUACCUGCAGCUCGUCCAACUCCCAGCCUUAAUGGUAGCUGUCCAGAUGGCUGGAGUUCUGCAUCUAAUCUAAGGCAUUGCUAUAAGGUUUAUUAUUCAGAGAAGCUACAGGAUAAAAAGACUUGGAUCUCAGCUCAACAAUCUUGUCGAGAAAAUCAAGCUCAGCUGCUUAGCAUCUCCAGUGUUGAAGAGGAGCAUUAUGUGGCCCAUUUACUUAACAAAAUAUUUGGUGAAUCAGAACCUGAAAUCCAUGAGCAACACUGGUUUUGGAUUGGUCUUAACCGUAGAGAUCCCAGUGGUGACCAGAGCUGGGCCUGGAGUGAUGGCCAAGGGUAUUCCUACCACAACUUUGACCGAAGCAAUCAGGACGAUGAUGAUAUAAGAAGAUGUGUGGUGCUGGACCUAUCAUCUCUCCAGUGGGUGGCACUUGAGUGUGAGUCUCAGAUGGACUGGAUCUGCAAACUUCCAAAAGGUACAGACAUUAAAGAACCAGAAGUACCAAAAGGAAACACUGAGUGGGUCAAAUUUGAGAAUGCAGAGUACAAAUUUUUCGAGCAUCGCUCCACGUGGCAGCAGGCUCAGCGGAUCUGCACCUGGUUCAAGGCUGAGCUAGUGUCUGUCCACAGCCAGGCGGAGUUAGACUUCCUAGGACAGAACCUACAACAGUUCUCCCGGGGACAGGAGCAGCACUGGUGGAUUGGGCUACACACAUAUGAAAAUGAUGGGCGGUUCAGAUGGUCGGACAAAUCUGUGCUGAACUUUGUGAACUGGGCUCAUGGACGGCCAGGUCGUAUUACCAGAGAGAAGAAAUGUGUCUACAUGAUGGCAAGUCGGGAGGACUGGGGUGAUCAGAAAUGUAUCACUGCCCUACCGUAUAUCUGUAGAAGAAGCAACAUCUCAGUGCCAGUACCCACCCUACCUCCUCUGCCACCAACCACUGUGGGCGGGUGCCCCAAAGGCUGGCUGCCUUUCAUGAACAAGUGUUUUGGGGUGAGAGCAGACAGUAAGGCUGAGGUUAAGACAUGGCAACAGGCUAGAGAUUCCUGCAAACUCCUGGGAGGAGAAAUUGCCACAAUUGACAACUACUUGGAACAAGCGUUUAUUACAUCCAUACUCCCCAAUGUUACCACUGACCUCUGGAUUGGUCUCCACAAUGGACGACAAAGGUUCCAGUGGGAGGAAGGUCAGCCUCUGACAUAUGUGAACUGGGUUCCGGGGGCACCAUCCAGGGAGAGUGCAUCUAAUGGAAAGAUAAUUAGCUGUGCUGCGAUCUGGCAUGGACCUCCUCCUCAGUUCACCGGACGAUGGGAUGACAAACUAUGUUUCGAAAAAUAUGGAUACAUCUGCCAAAUCAGCAAAGUGCCUUCUCUAAACCCACCAUCUGAGCCGUUUCCAUUUCCGCCCAGCACCACUCUUUAUUACAGGAACAGUUCCUUCCUGGUUUUGCAGAAACCAAUGACUUGGUCAGAUGCCCGCCUGUUGUGUGAGACUCGGAAUGCCACCUUGACUAGUAUCCUUGACCCCUUCCAACAGGCAUAUCUGACUUUGGCUGCCACCGGGCAGAAAAACCCUUUAUGGAUUGGGCUGUCAAAUGAGGAGGGUGCCCGGUCUUACUCUUGGGCAACAGAUGACGGAUUGUCAUAUACCAACUGGAGGGAUGGGGAGCCCCAAUACAUGAGUGGCUGUGUGUACAUGGAUGCUCAGGGAACAUGGAGCACGGUGAAUUGUGAUCACAAGCUCCCUGGAGCUAUCUGUAACUACAACACUAAACCAUCCAAGCCACAUAAAUGGAGUCUGAAUAGCAGCUGCCCUAACUCGCUGACGGACUCUGCUUGGAUCCCAUUCCGCGACUAUUGCUAUUCCUUCCACAUGGAGGUCAGUGUGGGCCAGAAGGAUGCCGCCAAGAGGUGCCAGAAAGUUGGUGGGGAGGUUCUGACCAUCGUGGAUGAGACAGAAAACCUUUUUGUUUGGGAACAUCUGCAGACAUAUGAGAGCCGAGGAGCUUGGCUUGGCAUGUCUUUCAGUAUUAAAGAAGGUUCCCUUCUAUGGAACGACAACACACCAGUAAAUUACUCCAACUGGGGACAGCAUGACUCCGGGCCCAGCCUGUUGAGCCCAAAUUCUUGUUAUUGGAUUGAAGGCAGCAACGGAGUAUGGAGCCUAGGUUCCUGCACCAAUAUCAGCAAAUCUGUUAUAUGCAAAUUAUCAAGAGUGGAAGAGGCCAAAUUUGACAAAUCUGUUCUACCACAGCACAGCACGGCAGUGGCGGUUGUAGUAUUGUCCACAUUUGCCCUCUGCAUCUUAAUCGUUGUCAUCAUCUACCUGUACCGACGCAGGAAGCUUGCAGCUGAGCAAGGAGCCUUUGAGAGUGCCAGAUACAGCCGCACUAGUACCGACCCAGGUGAAUCGGCUGAAAAGAACAUCCUUGUGUCAGACAUGGAAAUGAAUGAGCAACAUGAGUAGUAGUCACAGAGUGAUAUUAUGCUAAGUAAGACAGGGGCGUUGGAACAUUCAAGACUUUGAUAUUAGAGGGUGCAGGAUGCCCCUUUCUGAAAAUUCAUUUGUACACUGUCAGUGUUAUUUAGGGGCUGUUGAACAUUGCUGCGCAAUGUGUUCCAAGUUGCUUCAACAUCAAGAAGACAGAACUGUAAAUAUGGACAGACCCCUUACUUUGCCCCUUGCCAAUCUUUACCCUACAUAAGAUCUUUUCUUAAGAAUAGACAGGUAGUCUGGCUCAAGCUGCGUUCACUCUUAUAAACACAAGACUAUGUAUGAGAAGACUGUCUGCCGCUGCCCUGGAUGGAGACCAGGGUACAGAAGAUGAGGAAGGGUUGUGUACCCAUCUACUUUAACACUAUGACCAAAAUUAUUAUUCAUAUCUCCUAAGUGGCUCUUCCAGAUAUACUGUACUUGUUUACCUCUGUAGCCAUCAUGCCAUAUUCCUUGUUCUGUGUGUUUCUUUUACUCUGUCCACUCUACCCCUGACAUAUCAGUAGUACUGCUUCCCCUCAGUGUCUUCUCUCUUCUGUCUGUCUUCCUAAAAUUGGGACCAAAAAUGUGCCUUAGUGCCACUGCUGGGUAUAGUAGAUUAUACUGCACUUUGUCUGCAAAUGAAUACAUUGCACAUAUAUGCCAAGAGUAAACACUGCUUGGAAAUUCCAUCAUUUGCAAGCCAAAAUAAGAACAGAGAAGCCAUUGGGCGGGAUACAUAAUACACAGGAGCGCAACCGCAGUGCCAUGGCAGGAAAAGGAAAGGUUUGCCCAUUUCCUCCUCCGUGAAUGUCCCAUCCUUGUGCCGUGUUUGGUGAAAGGCGUCUCCCAGGACAAAGCAGCACUUGAUGAAGGAGACCCACACCUAGAACACUGCAUGCUAAAUUCAGGGGACAUUACACAGAGCACUAUAUGUAUACUCACAUGUCUGAAUCUGACAUAUGGGUGUAUGUUCAAUGGCAAUAAACGUGAACGCAAUCACA